CAAACGUUUUAAGCUGAUUCAUUUUGGAAAAAUAACCACUAAACGCAUCGCAUUAAAAAAAAUCGUAUAAAAAGCCAGGCAAAAUCAUCAAAAUCAAACAGUUUUUAUUGCGCAGUAUUCGGAAGAAGUCGACACUUGGACAACAUGAAGGUCGUAAUCACUCUCGCUGUAUUUUUGGCACUCUUCGCAUUUGCGAUGGCUACGCCGGUGGAUGAUAUAAAGCCCGAACAGACGGAUGAAUUGCAGACCGCUGAACAGUUUUAUCGCGGCUAUGGCGGAUAUGGUGGAUAUGGCGGCGGUUAUCCCCGUUAUGGUGGAUACGGCGGGUAUAACCGAGGAUACGGAGGAUAUGGGCAUCAUUAUGGCCACUACCGUCAUGGUUAAAAUCGAUAAUUCUAAAUAGAAAGCAAAACAGAACGUAUCAAUGACAAUUCACCAGUGAACCAAUAAAAUAAAAACGCAAACAAAAUAUCAA
Molecule: messenger RNA, 475 nt
Organism: Sitodiplosis mosellana (orange wheat blossom midge)
Lineage: Eukaryota; Metazoa; Arthropoda; Insecta; Diptera; Cecidomyiidae
Product: protein suex-1-like
Exons: 2
Coding region: 145-384 (79 amino acids)
Source: RefSeq, a predicted model, not a curated record